AAAUCAGUAUUUCACAAAUGCAACAACAACAACCACAAGGAUCUCAACAAAAUCAACAGAUUCAACAACAACAACAACAACAAAAUCCUGUUUUAGGAUUCAAUCAAACAAAUCAACAACAGCAGCAGAAUCAUAUUAGAUAUCCUAAUCAAGCACAACAACAACAACUUUCGCAGCAAUUACCUAUUUCAAAUCAAGGGUCUACAAUAUUGAAUGCUGAUAAUGAAAAACGUAAAUUAAUACAGCAGCAACAACAACAACAAUCACAGCAAUUACCAAUUCAAAAUCCAGGACCUACUUUAUUGAAUGCUGAUAAUGAAAAACGUAAAUUAAUACAACAACAAUUAGUUUUAUUAUUACAUGCACAUAAAUGUCAGAAAAAAGAAGAACAAUUAAGACAAAAUGGUGCCGAACCAAUUCCAUGUAAUCUAUCACAUUGUUCAACUAUGAAACAAGUACUUGCUCAUAUGAAUAAAUGUACUGCUGGUCGACAAUGUUCAGUUGCACAUUGUUCAAGUUCUUAUCAAAUAAUAAAUCAUUGGAAAAAUUGUAAUAGACCUGAUUGUCCUGUUUGUAAUCCAUUAAAACAGGUGAAUAAUCGUAAACCACAGCAACAGACACAAAUAAUGUCGCAAAAUAUAGCAAGCAAUCAGAAUCAGAAUGUGAAUAAUCAACAACAAAAUCAUAGCAAUUUGAAUAUUAUUUCACAAAUGAAUACUACUAAUAAUAAUAAUAAUAAUAGUGGUUCAAUGAAUCAACAACAAGGCCCUCAACAACAACAACAAGCCCAACAAACAUCUUUACCUCAACAACAACAGCAGCAACAACAACAACAGAUGCAACAACAACAAUCAGAUAUGCAAAAAGCAUAUCAAGCACUUGGUCUUCCUUAUAAUAGUAAUUCACAUAUGUUUCAAACAAAUGCCCGAUCAUCAUCAUCAACAGCAACAACAACAGCAACAAAUAUGAAUCAAACAUCACAUUAUUCAUCGAAUACAAAUACAACAAAAGAUUGGCAAAGUAAUGUAAAUUUAGAAUUACGACAACAUUUAGUACAGAAAAUUGUACAUGCUAUAUUUCCAAAUUCUGAUCAAAAUCUAUCUGUACAUGAUAAACGUUUACAUAAUCUAUAUUCAUAUGCAAAAAAAGUUGAAUGUGAUAUGUAUGAUAAAGCAAAUUCACGUGAAGAAUAUUAUCAUUUAUUGGCUGAAAAAAUUUAUAAAAUACAAAAAGAAUUGGAAGAAAAAAGACAAAGAAGAAGAGAACAACAACAACAACCACCACCACCAACAUUACCACCGACGACGACAACAACAGCAACAGCAAAUGUAUCAAAUCAACAACAACAAAUGGUUGGAAAUAUGAUUGUUACAAAUACUCGAUCACCAAUGCCAAAUUCCAAUAAUAAUAAUAAUAUUCAAGGAACAAUGCAAAGUCCAACUAGAUCAAUAUCGAAUAUGAUUGUUUCGACUAAUAAUAAUAAUAAUAAUAAUCAAACGAUGACAACAAAUUUUGUUAAUCAAAAUCAACAACAAUCAGGUGUUGGUGUUGGACAUCAAACAUCAUCGAUGAUUGGUGGUCAACAGCAACAACAACAACAAUUAUCCAAUCAAUUUUUCAUGUCGGCCAAUCAACAGCAGCAACAAGGAUCACCAUUACCACCAUCAUCAUCAUCAUCACAUCAAAUGAUGAAUCAAACAAAUCAAUUUAGACAUACUCAACAACAACAGCAGCAGGGCCACAAUCAAGCAAAUUUUAUAAAUAAUAAUUCGUCUUCGAAUAAUAAUAAUAAUAAUUCCAUUGUUUUAAUUCAUCAACAACAACAACAACCGAAUACUCCUCAACAAAAUUUUUCUCAAAAUCAAAUUCCUUCUCAACAACAACAACGUUCGCAACCAUCACAGCAGCAGCAAUCAAUGUUAUCAACAUCAACGAUAACAACAAAUUCUUCUUCCCAUUUAUCGUCUAAUAUGGCGAAUAUUCAACAGCAACAACAAUCGACGAAUAUUGUUGGUCAACAACAACAACAAUCUAAUCAUAAUCAAUUACAAUUGAAUGAAUGCAAUAUUAAAUCUGAAAUGAUUGAUGAUCAAAUGACAAUGACAACAGCAACAACAAAUUGUAAUUCACAAUUUGUUAGUGGUGGUAAUAAUAAUCAAGAUUUAUCAACAAAUAAUGAUAUGUUAAUGGAUACAAAAUUAUCACAUUCAGAAAUGACAAAUAUGAAAAUGGAAAUUAAAGAAGAACGUAAUAAUAAUCAAAUUGGAAUGGAUGAACAAAAAUCAAUACUAGAUAAUUCAUUUAAUUCACCUGCUGGUUCGAAAAAUAUGGAUAAUUCAUCAACAAUGAUGAUGAUGAAUAAUAAUCAAAGUGGUAGUGGUAAUAAAGGUUCGGGUAAAAAUCAAACACCAAUAUCAUCAUCAAUGAUUAAAUCACCUGGUUCGGUUAUAUCGAAUUCAGAAUCAAAAAGUGAUAUUAGUAAAUCAGAUUUAGAUAAUACAUUAAUGCCAACAUUAGAAAAAUUAUAUAAACAAGUACCGGAAUCAAUGCCAUUUCGACAACCAGUUGAUCCAGAUGCAUUACAAAUACCGGAUUAUUUUAAUAUUAUAAAACAUCCAAUGGAUUUAUCAACUAUAAAACGUAAUCUUGAUACUGGACAAUAUACGGAUCCAUGGCAAUAUGUUGAUGAUGUAUGGCUUAUGUUUGAUAAUGCAUGGCUUUAUAAUCGUAAAACAUCACGUGUUUAUCGUCAUUGUACAAAGCUUGCCGAAGUUUUUGAACAAGAAAUUAAUCCAGUAAUGAGAAGAUUAGGUUAUUGUUGUGGACAGAAAUAUGUAUUUCAGCCACAGAUUUUAUGUUGUUUUGGUAAACAACUAUGUACAAUACCUCGUGAUGCUAAUUAUAUGCAUUAUCAAAAUAGAUAUACAUAUUGUAUGAAAUGUUUUGGUGAAAUACCUGGUGAUAAUGUUACUGUUGGUGAUGUACUUGGUAUUGAACCAAAUUCAUCAAAUACACAAACCAUUCCAAAAAGUCAAUUUGUUGAAAGUAAAAAUGAUCAUUUAGAUUUGGAACCAUUUCUUGAAUGUAAAGAAUGUGGAAGAAAAUUACAUCAAAUAUGUGUUUUACAUUUGGAUCAAAUUUGGCCUGAAGGAUUCACAUGUGAAGGUUGUUUACGACGUGAUAAUCGUAAAAGACGUGAAAAUAAAUUUGGUGCAAAACGUUUACCACAAAGUAAAUUGGGAACAUUUAUUGAAAAUCGUGUCAAUAAUUUUCUAAGGAAAAAAGAAUGUGGUGCUGGUGAAGUUUUUAUUCGUGUUGUAUCUAGUUCGGAUAAAAUUGUUGAUGUUAAACCAGGAAUGAAACAAAGAUAUUGUGGUAAAAAUGAUUUUCCAGAAUCAUUUCCAUAUCGUGCCAAAGCAUUAUUUGCAUUUGAAGUUAUCGAUGGUACUGAUGUUUGUUUUUUCGGUAUGCAUGUUCAAGAAUAUGGUUCCGAAUGUUUACCACCAAAUACAAGACGAGUUUAUUUAGCCUAUUUGGAUUCGGUUUAUUUUUUUCGUCCAAAACAAUAUCGUACUGCUGUAUAUCAUGAAAUUUUACUUGGUUAUUUAGAUUAUGCUAAACAAUUGGGAUAUACUAUGGCUCAUAUUUGGGCAUGUCCACCAUCUGAAGGUGAUGAUUAUAUAUUUCACUGCCAUCCACCUGAACAAAAAAUACCAAAACCUAAAAGAUUACAAGAAUGGUAUAAAAAGAUGUUGGAUAAAGGUAUUAUCGAAAGAAUUGUUCUUGAUUAUAAAGACAUACUAAGGCAAGCAACGGAAGAUAAUCUGAAAAAUGCAUCGGAAUUACCUUAUUUUGAAGGUGAUUUUUGGCCAAAUGUUUUGGAAGAUUCAAUCAAAGAAAUUGAAAUGGAACAUCAAAAACAACAACAAUUAAUGGAUACAAAUAAAUCAGAUCCAUCUGGCAAUGAUAAAACCAUGGAUGAUGAUUCAAUAGUCGAAAUGAUCGAUUCUGUUGAUCAAAAAGAUAAUGAAAUGAGUAAAGAUUCGGAUAAUAAUUCCAAACAACAUAAAAAGAAUAGUGCCAAUAAAAAAUCAAAUAAAAAACAAAAUAAUCGAAAAAAUAAUGUUCUUUCAAGACUAAAAUCAGGACCGUUAGCUAAUCAACAACAAACACAGCUAUCACCAAUACAACAAUUUGAUGCCGAAUUAACAUCAAAAGUAUUUGCUACAAUGGAAAAACAUAAAGAAGUUUUCUUUGUAGUACGAUUACAUUCAAGUCAAUCGGCAGCAAGUUUACCUCCUGUUAAUGAUCUUGAUAAUUUAAUUAACUGUGAUCUUAUGGAUGGCCGUGAUGCUUUCCUAACAUUAGCUCGAGAUAAACAUUAUGAAUUUUCUAGUUUAAGGCGUGCUAAAUUUUCAAGUUUAGCAAUGCUUUAUGAAUUACAUAAUUGUAAUAAUGAACGAUUCAUUUAUUCGUGCAAUAAUUGUAAACGUAGUCUAAUGGAAACAAGAUAUCAUUGUAGCCAUUGUGAUGAUUUUGAUCUCUGUGUUAUGUGUUAUGAAAAAGAUGGCCAUCAACAUCGUAUGGAUAGAACUGAAUUUGGUGAUCUCAUGAGUAGUGUUGAUGGUGAUGUUAGUAAUGCAGCUGGUGCAUUAAAUUCAAAUACCGCAGGUGAUGGUGAUGGAAAUAAUGAUCCAAAUUCCACUGGUUCAAAUAUUGGUACAUCACCAAGUGAAACAAGAAGGCAAUCGAUACAACGUUGUAUUGAAAGUUUAUCACAUGCAUGUCAAUGUCGUGAUGCAAAUUGUCGUCGGCCAACUUGUUUGAAAAUGAAACGUGUUGUACAACAUGCAAAAAGUUGCAAGAAAAAGAAUAUUGCUAAUCAUUGUCAAAUUUGUAAACAAUUAAUUGCAUUAUGUUGUUAUCAUGCUAAACAUUGCCAGGAACAAGGUAACAAAUGUAUGGUACCUUAUUGUCAGAAUUUUAAACAAAAAAUUCAACAACAACAAAUACAACAACGUUAUCAACAAGCACAAAUACUUAAACGUCGUAUUGCUUCAAUGUCGAUGGCUAUUCAUCAAUCGGCACAAAAUUCAUCACAAUCAUCUAGUAAUAAUGCAACACCUUCUUGUCCACCACAACCGUGUCAUAUGAAACCGGCAACAGCUACACCACCACCGGCUGGUGCUUUACAAGCUGCUGCUGCUGUUCAAGCUGUAGCAAGACAACAACAAAAUACAACACAAAAUAUGCAACCAAUAAUUGGAAAAGGUGGAAAACCAAUGCUUCCUUAUAUGUCUUCAUCAUCAUCAUCGCAAAUAUCAAAACAACAACAGCCAUUAACAUCAAAUCAAUCGAUUCAACAAAUGCAACCGAAAAUGGUGGGACCACAAUCAGCUGAUAAUAAUAUGCAACAAGUUCAACAAAGUUCUCAACAACAAACACCACAACAAUGGUUUAGUUCUCAACGAUUUAAUCGUCCACAAAUGAAUACAAUGCAAUCACAACCGACACAAUUUACACAAUCACAGAUGAUGAAUAUGCAACAACAACAACAACAGCAAAAUAUUGGAAGUAAUUUACCAUCGUUACUGAUGUCAUCUAAUCAAAAUAUUCAACAACAGCAACAACAACAUCCACAACAGAUGGGAUUAAAUCAUCAACAACAGCAACAGAUGACCAAUCCAAAUAUGUCGCAACAAAUGAGCAAUCAACCUAAUCAAAAUAAUUAUGCACAAUUAAUAAAAACAUUUAAAAAUUCAACGACAAGUACGAAUCCUGAUGUAAUGUCAUUCAUUAAAAAUGAUCCGAAAAUGAUGGCAGCUUUAAUACGAACACAACAACAUCCAUCUCAACAACAACAACAACAGCAACAGAUGUCUAUGCAACAAAAUAUGAUUAAUCAACAAGGUUCGAAUAUGAAUACACAACAACAAUUAUCUCAAAACCAGAAUUGGUAUGGUGGUCCUCAACCUGGACAAUCACAACAACGAAUGAUGAAUCCUGGACAACAACAACAACGACAAAUGAAUCCACAAACUAGUCCACGUGCUUCAAUGAUGAUGAAUGCAGUACAACAGAAUCAACAGGCACCUUCGCAACAACAACAACAAAUUUAUCCGAAUCAGCAACAACAAAUUCGUUUUACUUCGACAAAUUGGAGUGGCAAUUCUCAACAACAACAACAACAGCGAUUACCAAUGUUACGUGGAAAUCCUGGUCAAAUGAAUCAGAUGAACACUGUACGUUUUAUUAAUACACAGAAUAAUUCCGGACUGAUGAUGAAUAGCCAAAAUGAUCCUACUACACAAGAAAUGUUUUAUCAACAAUCUGAUUAUGUACAAAUGUCACAGAUGAAUCAACAACCAGAAUUAACACCACAAGAAUCAAAUCAUGGCUGAUUUUAUUCGAAACAAAACGAUCCUCAUCAUUAUCAUCAUUAAUUUUUUUUCAAGAUUUCAUCAUCAUCAUCAUCAUUUUAUCAUCUUCUGUACAGAUAUAACCAACAUUCAUUCAUUCAUUUUUUUUCUCAUUUUAAAAAGAAAAUAUUCCUCGUUUUUUCAUUCAUUCAUUCAUUCUUCCGACCGAUGGACUGUCUACAUCC
This is a messenger RNA of Dermatophagoides pteronyssinus (European house dust mite), 6604 nucleotides long. It is a transcript of the gene nej, whose product is annotated as CREB binding protein nejire. Lineage: Eukaryota; Metazoa; Arthropoda; Arachnida; Sarcoptiformes; Pyroglyphidae. The record is from RefSeq and is a predicted model, not a curated record. Gene Ontology annotation, molecular function: zinc ion binding; transcription coactivator activity; chromatin DNA binding. Gene Ontology annotation, biological process: positive regulation of transcription by RNA polymerase II. Gene Ontology annotation, cellular component: histone acetyltransferase complex; transcription regulator complex.